CUUUUCCUGUUCCCACUGAAGGAAAGCCAAAGCCCGAUGAAAGAACAUCACCCACGGAUGUGUCAUCUAAAAAGAAGUGAAGCAGGCUAUGGCUUCAACCUUCACAGUGAAAAGUCCAAGCCUGGACAGUUCAUCCGGUCAGUGGACCCUGGGUCACCGGCUGCCAGGGCAGGAUUGAGGCCACAGGACCGGCUAAUUGAGGUGAACGAUGUCAACAUCGAAGGAAUGAAGCACUCCGAAGUGGUGGCGUUCAUCAAAUCCAGCGGCACCGAGGCCCGACUGCUGGUGGUUGACGCGGAAACGGACGAGUAUUUCAGGAAGCUGGGCGUCACUCCCACCGAGAGCCAUGUGAAAGGCUUUGUGUCUCAGCCUAUAACCAAUGGAUCCCCAAAGCCACAGAUAAAUGGAAGCUCAACUGCAGACUCCUCCCAGUCAGAACUCCAGAGCCCCGACAGAACCACUGAGUUAAAGCAGGUAGAGGAGCAGGAAGAGGGGAACAAGGACCCGUUUGCAGAGAGUGGCCUCAGACUGAGCCCCACAGCAGCUGAAGCCAAAGAGAAGGCCCAUGCCAAGCGGGCCAAGAAACGGGCUCCGCAGAUGGACUGGAACAAGAAGCACGAAAUUUUCAGCAACUUUUGAAAAGCACCCCUCGCCCGACGCUGCAUUUCAAGAAGAGGGAGAGAGGAAAAACGUGACAGAAAAGCAUGUAAAAAAAAUGUUUACAGAGCCCGUGCAAGAUGUUUAUUUUUCCAAACUGCUGCAAGCAAAACCAGUCUCCUUGACAGAAAGUGUGACCAAAUUUCCUCUCAUGUGCAUAGUGAGAAGAACAGAUUUCUAGUUUAGGGAAAUAUAUCUAGAUUUGUUAUUUUCUUUAAUGGAAUUAUUUACAGGUUAGCUGAUGUAUAUUGCAUUUACUGUAUACAGUUUUUUGUUUCAUUUUUUUGAAUUUGUCAUGAAAAACAUCUAGGACAUUUUAAUAGGCAUGUCCUUCUCUUUAGAUAAUUCAUAAAUUGGUAAACGUCUGUACAUUCUCUAGAACUUCAUUUUCACUUUAAUUCAACUCAACACAUGUGCAGGUAUUCAUUUUUGUCAAGGCAGUAAUUCCAAAGCUCUUUCUGGUACAUUCUGCCACUGGGAAGGUAAAAAGAAUUUAAAAUAGUCAAAUAAAGCACUACUGAGGAUAAGGGAUUGUGUCGAAUUUAAAUGUAUCAAAUUUCAGAGUUGUUCAACCACAGAAAGCCACGCAUAGAUAAUCCAGUACAUUGUGGUUUAGAAACACAGGAGUCUUCAAGGGUUCCAUUGUGCUUGCCAGGGUAGAUCUGAAGUUAGCGCCUUGGGAUGUGUUGGUAAUGGUGUUGAUGGAGGUGACGUGGCUAUCAGCCGAGGCACAGCUGUAUGAAUUUUAACAGGACUAAAUAACCUUGGGUUGAAGAAAUUAAGCAAGAUGGCAGAAAUAAAGGCCUUUGAUUACCUUAGCACAAGCAUACUUUGAAAUUUUAUCAGUAUUCCACCAAUCUAUAGACAUUUAAAAGGAUUGAACAAGUAAUUAAAAUAAACAAUGCAGAAUAUUCCCUUGAUAGUUUACUUAAAAGGGCACAUUCAAAUGCUUUAUUUGUGUUUCUUCCUGGAAUAUAAGGGCUUAGGGGCAUCAGUAAGUAGGCAGCUGUGGCAUCUAUUCUAGCUUCAUUCUGCCCCGCUUGGCUGAGAUGAGCAUGAAUUACAGAGGAGUGAGUAGUUUUGGGAGACGGCUGCACAGUCACAUGGGUUUGCACUUGGGUCCUGGGGUCAAUUGCAGACUGGGAUGCCAUUUUUACCAGGAGUUUCCAUGUUGCUCCUGUACACAUGUGGGUUUUCUUUAAGGGAUCAGGUUGAAUUUCAGUUUCCAAAGACACACUGGCUGGGUCAAUUAGUGUCUCUACCAAUUAAUUGUCCCUGUGUGUUUCUGUGCGUGCCCCCUGCCUGCCUGCCACCAUGAGACUUACAAUUUGAGGGUAAGCAACUUUCCGAUAAUGCAUGGGUGCACAUCAAUGCAUGGUUGAGGAGAACUGAGUGAAAGAAGAGACUUAAAAUGAGAACUUGUCUACCACUAGGAGACAAUAUUGUGUGAUUUGCUUGAGCGAUAAGCAGACACAGCUGUCGUUUUUUUUUGCGACUGAGGUGUUUUGGUUAGAAUCGCAAUGAGCCAGAAGAACUGGAAUCUACAUUAUGAGUGGGUUUAGUAGUUUGUUACAGUAAAGGUGAACCACUCUUAGCAGUAUUAUUUUUGCAUACUGUGGGUGCACUGUGAGCUCUGGAGUAGAGCACCCCCUGUGUGGAGUUUGCAUCGUCUGGCUGCGUUUUCAUGGGUUUUAUCCAGAUGCUCUGGCUACCUUCCACUUCCCGAAGGUCCGACUGCUUGAUUAAAUUGCCUGGCCCUGCUAUGGACGAAUGCAGGAGUAGUCAUGCCUUGCACCUUAAGAUUCAACAAUUCGCAUUGUUCUGAUGAAGGAGGAAUUGUUGUGUAAUGAAACCAUUGACAACUCUACCAAUGUGUUUGCUGGAAGGUAAUAACAAGAGUUUCCUAUUACGAUGGAUCUCGUACUGCAGAAUGUGACUGUUGUAAUAAUAGCAGUCUCCAGGUCUCUCCAGAGUGCUGAAACCUAAAAUGUGAUUUGGGGCUGCUGGUGCAGCUCUUGUCUGUGCUCUUUGUGUUGGAAAUGUGGAGACAAACCAUCAUCUAACCAAACACAUUACACGAACGUAUGUUAUAAACAAGCAUCGACGUGCAUUUGAAGUGGAUUUCUUUUGCAGAGAAAACUGGAGCUCAAAGCUGUCAAAUAGCCUCCUCUUCUACGUGUAGAAUCCCAGCUCUGAACUAGAUUUGGAGCUACUUUUCAACAUUUCUCUCGCUUAUAAUAAGAUAAGGAAUAGUUAUAUAAUGGCGCCAUAAAAGGUACAACCUUAAGAAUCUUUGCCAUUUUGAGUCCUAAGUUUAUUUUAGGGUUUUUCCAGUUUCUCAAUCACAUUGUCAGUUUUAACAAAGGAAAUCUCUGAUGGCUUUAAGUCAAACUUACAUCUGAGCCAAUGCAUCAUGCUUGUUUGUACUGUAAGGUUUUAAAGGAUUUGGGAAAUACUUACUUCCUUCUCAUAGGCCUUUGAAAAUAGGGGCUCAAAAGUAACACUUACAGUAGAAAUUAAUGUUGGAAUGGAGACACUGCAUUUGAUGUGCCCAUGACUGUAUUUUAAAGAGCUGGUAUCUACAUAAUUAGGGAAAAAAUUAGGGAAAAAAUCACUUGUGUAUUAAAUGUAUUUUUAAAAUACUUUUUUGUAACUGCAACUGGAUAUAGUAUUAGAAUUAUCUUGUUCCAUUUACAUUUAUGAAGGUGUUCUCUUUUUAUCUGGCAUAAUUAUGCUGAUUUACUCUAUUUCAGUUUCCAAUAUUUUACAAUGUAUCAGCAACAUUAGGGAAUACUCAGUGAGCUUUGAUGUGUAUUUUUAUAAAGUAAGACACUAUAGCCUGUCCUGGAAUAUUCAUAGAUCUUGUUUUAUUAAUGAGGUUUUCUCUCAUUUUUUCAGGCUGUUGCUUUUGUUCAAAAACACGUAACACGUUGUUUCUAAUACAAUGCUGCAAUCAACAGUCUAUCACUUCAAUUGUACUAGGCAGAACAGCACUCAGUGAGGACUGAGUGUACUUUUAAAAAAAGUAAAAGGAUUUUUUCAAACAAAAACUCUUCUUCAAAGCUGUUAAUGUUGUUGAAAGACAUUAGGUCUAAACUUUACUCUGACUGGCUAGAUAGACCUACCACUGGAAAAUAAGCAAUAACUAGAGCAAUUUAUGCUACUUAUUGCAGUCUUUCUUUCUUCUACACUGCAGAGAUGAAUUUUUCAAUACGAGCAUGAAAUACAGUUUUCCUUUAGCCAUUCUAUACUAAGUGUUUCCGUACCCCUGUAACAUCUUGUGUUGUCUAAGACUACCGAUGCAUUUCAAGUACAGGUAUAAUUAAUGGUGUCUGAUUUCUACAUUGUUAACAAUAAACUUAUUACAAAACAAGGAAUCUUCA
This is a messenger RNA of Lepisosteus oculatus (spotted gar), 4040 nucleotides long. RefSeq names its product Na(+)/H(+) exchange regulatory cofactor NHE-RF2 (gene nherf2). Gene Ontology annotation, biological process: protein localization to plasma membrane. Lineage: Eukaryota; Metazoa; Chordata; Actinopteri; Semionotiformes; Lepisosteidae. The record is from RefSeq and is a predicted model, not a curated record. Gene Ontology annotation, molecular function: protein-membrane adaptor activity; signaling receptor binding. Gene Ontology annotation, cellular component: apical plasma membrane.